Babesia sp. Xinjiang is the source of this 1041-nucleotide messenger RNA. Its product is annotated as putative sugar kinase. The coding region runs from base 1 to 1041 and encodes 346 amino acids. The record is from RefSeq and is a predicted model, not a curated record. Lineage: Eukaryota; Apicomplexa; Aconoidasida; Piroplasmida; Babesiidae. Gene Ontology annotation, molecular function: kinase activity. The transcript has a single exon.
AUGGGUGACGAGAUCCUUAACAAAGGGCCUUCUUCGGUUCUGUUCGUCGGCCAUCCUAUGAUAGAUCUCUUCGCUCGUGUGGAUCAGUCAGUGAUUGAUGGCUUUAGUGUACCUAAGGGCGAAUCUAACAUAGUACCCAGAGAGGAAUUUGAACGCCUGAGUCAACUUGUGAAAGUUGAGGAAAUUACUCCAGGGUGUUCUUCGUCCAACACCGCCUUCGCUUACUGUUAUCUAGGUGGAGAUGCAUCGUACUUUGGUGUACUAGGUGAUGAUGACAAUGGCGAUUUGUUCGACAAACACCUUUCAGACAAUGGAGUCAAAGUCCUUACCAAACGUAAGAGUGGGCACUUCACCAGCCAAUUAUUGUCGUUGGUCACUCCAGAUACUGAACGCACUAUGUAUCUUAUGAGGGGUGCUUCUCAUGCGGUGAGUGAGGACGAUAUAAGCUGUGAUAUGCUCGACAAUUUCGACUACUACGCCGUGAACGGUUUCAUGUUUGCCACCGAGGAACAGGUUAAGAUCACCAACAAGAUGGUUGACGCUGCCCUUAGCCGUGGUAAGGGUGUCAUCACUCUCCUCGCCAACAGCUUUUGCGUUCGUCGUAACGCUGUCUACUUGAAACCAAUAGUCGAGAAAUCUGCCUAUAUAGCCGGUAAUAUUGAUGAAUUUUUAGAAUUGUCCGAGCUUCAAGGGAGGGCAGAGCUAUGUAAAGCUCUUGCCGCUCGCACAGCUGGGGACAAUCCUUUAAACAAGGCUUUUAUUGUAACCAUGGGUGUUGAGGGUGCCCUCAUCUUCUACCAUGGCAAGGAGUUUUUCGUACCCCCUACAGGAGCUAAUGCUAUUGACAGCACUGGUGCUGGUGACUUCUUUGCCGGAGCAAUGCUCUACGGUAUGCUUAAUGGAUGGUCAUUAAAGACAACUAGUCAAUUCACCAUUGCCAUUGUCGGGGACAUAAUCUCACAUGUCGGUACAUAUAUGUCUCCUGAAACCCGUGAAAAGGUUGAGCACAUCAAAGCCUCAUCUUCGACGCAACAUGGUUAA